AUGAAGUUUCUCUACUUGCUUUUGUUGUUGCUGCCCAUUUUAGAGGCACGCCUAGCUGGAAUACAUCAAAGAUUUAUACGCCAAACAGGACGUUAUGGCACGCCAGGUGGCUAUCGACCCAAUCUCGCCUACACCAGCAACAGUAACCAUGGCAGUGCCAACAGUAAUAGCAUUGGCAUUGGUGGCAGCAAUACUGGCAAUAGCUAUAGCAGUGGCAAUGUAAAUGCUAACGGUAACGGCAAUGGAAAUGUCCGUCUCGCUUAUGUGCCAGCUAGCGGCGCAGUUGCUACACGACCUUACAAUGGUGUAGGCGGCUUUAAAUUUGGUGGACGUCCAUCGCCGGGCAGUGAUUUUGUGGUGAAUGCUGUGAGCGCUGGUGCUGGUGGACCUGGUGGUGGAUAUUCGGCAAAUCACCCACAGACGGUGUACAAAAAUGUGGGUGGCAGCGGUGGAAGACCGCAAGCAAAUACCGCUUAUCGCAUUGUACCGGGCCCCUUGGCAAGUGGGGGGCGACCAGUGGCAGCUGUAGGCGGCAGUGGUGGAUAUCAAAGUGGUGGAUAUCAAAGUGGUGGAUAUCAAACUGGUGUAUAUCAAAGUGGCUAA
This is a messenger RNA of Rhagoletis pomonella (apple maggot), 603 nucleotides long. RefSeq names its product pro-resilin-like. Lineage: Eukaryota; Metazoa; Arthropoda; Insecta; Diptera; Tephritidae. The transcript has a single exon. The record is from RefSeq and is a predicted model, not a curated record. The coding region runs from base 1 to 603 and encodes 200 amino acids.